Messenger RNA from Salvia miltiorrhiza (redroot sage), 891 nucleotides. Its product is annotated as dirigent protein 21-like. The record is from RefSeq and is a predicted model, not a curated record. The transcript has a single exon. The coding region runs from base 69 to 686 and encodes 205 amino acids. Lineage: Eukaryota; Viridiplantae; Streptophyta; Magnoliopsida; Lamiales; Lamiaceae.
AAACCAAACACACCAACACAUACACCCUUCUCCAAAUAUAUUCAAAUUUCUCAAAACAAUUUCUAAUUAUGGCGAACUUAGCCCUUAUUCUAACAAUCUCGUGCUUCUUCGCGUCCACGCUAAGUGUGGACGCGAGGAGGAUAAGGUCCAUUGCCGAGGAUGAAACAAAAUUCCUCGGCAGCGCCUGCUCCGAAAAAGAAAAACUCAUAAAGCUCCAUUUCUUUGUCCAAGAUCUUGGGGUGAACCACCCCCACACCACCACGUACGACGUGGCGGAAGCCUCCAUCACCGCCAACUCCGCGACCGGCUUCGGCAAAGUCCGCGUCAUAGACGACCUGGUCACGGCCGAGGCGGACGCCAACUCCCGCCCCCUUGGCCGCGCCCAAGGGCUCGUCACCAAAUCCGACCUAAACACGAUCGGCAUCACGAUGAAUAUCAACAUCUACUUCACCUCGGGGCAGUUCGCCGGGAGCACACUCAGCAUUCUCGGCCGGAACGAGAUCAACGACGACCAGCGGGAGCUGGUGGUUGCUGGCGGCACCGGCGUCUUCCGAUUUGCUCAUGGAUACGCACUACAGAGCACCGCUGCUUUUGGGCAAGACUUGUCCGUGUUGGAAUACUACGUCUUCACCACCUCCGGCCCUAAAUUCGUCGACCUUGACGAUGUUGAGGUUGUUGCAAUGUAAUGAAUUGGUUGAACCCGGGACCUCACUGUUCACACACAGGAGGUCGCACCGCUUAGUUUGUUGAAAUGUAAUGAAUUUGUUGCAUUGUCAUUUUAUUUGUAUUUCGUUAGCUGGUUUGUAUGCUUCUUGAUUUCGCUGGGGACUUUCGUCGAGCACUUGGUUCUUGUUCCUUUCUUUUAAAAUAAAAUCCCCCAAGUUCACUUAA